UAUUUCUAUGCUGCUAUUUUAAAUGAUCCCCUUUUGAUUAGCAAAUAUUAAACUAUCAUUAUCUGUAUAGGACAUACUUUGGGGGAAAACAAAUAGCAUUCAUGCAUGCAUGAUGUAUCAUUCCUUUUUAAUCACAUGAGUUGAUCAACCAGAGGUAAUCUUUACUCGCUGAAUGGACUUUGUGACCUAGAGAUUCUUUUUUAUCAGGGUGCAAAAAAAGUUACUGACGGAAUGGGGAAGUUGGUCCUAAAAAUGAUCAGGGGUUGAUCAAAAGUCUGACUAAUAAGUGUUGUAAUGCUGAGCAGACUUGACAGAAUUAGAGGUUUAAUAAUUAGUGAGAUACACAUGUAGAGGGAAGACUUGCUAGAAAAAGGCUGCCAGGAACGGGUGACGUUACAAAAGGCAUCCUCGCUAUCGGUUACAUCAGGUGAACAAGAAGACUCUUGCUUUGUUUCACCCGGUUUGACGAUUCCCUGUUGAAUUCCUAUCGCCGUUGACCUGUCAAGCAGGCAGGGCUGUUGACGUUGGAGAAAAGGAACUCGAGUCAUACAAAGCGGGUGCUCAGGUGGAAAGAAAAGGCUGAACUUUGAAUUGAAAAGACCGACUUUCAUACAUUCCCAAAACAUUUUUUGUAUAUAUUGUGCUUGUGAUUUGAGUUCAGCAAGUUCCCUGUUGCAGUACAACUGAACAAGCUGUGUGGGAAAUUCAUAUGAAAUCACUGGGUUGGAACUCUCACAGUUUUCAAAGUUUGUUUUUGAAACCGGCAGGCACAUCAUUUUUCAGUGAGUGGACUACUUGAUUUAGCAGUUUUGAGGACAAACUUGAUCUUUUUAAGUGUUGAAUGCCUGUAUGAAACUCACAUAUCAACAGCACUGGGGUAUUAUCAAAGUGGAUGAGGAUUGCAAAUCGUGGAAAACAAACAGGACUUUGGAAUCGAUUGUCAGGGAUUUGAAAUAAACUCAGAACAUGUUUUCGUUCAGUUCGAAACUACAUGUAUAGCACAGGGAAGGCACUGUUUUCAUUUCUAUCGUGAAGGUAAUAAAUAGAGGAACUUCAGAUAUCACUUUGGUGUGGACAUGACUUUGGGAAGCAUGGCAGAUGAACAACAAGAUAUAUCUGGAAAGAUUCAAAGGUUUGAAAGGGCUUCAAGGAAAUCAGAAAAAAGAGUUCCAGAGGGGAAAGCCAAGUGGAAAGAUGCAAAUGACAAUAUCACCUGGGAACAAGAAACAAAGCAGGAAAGCAUUGGGAAAAAGAUACAAGAAAUGGAAGCUCGUCUUGGAUGCAUUGAUGAGGAAAAAAGCCCCAAAGACAUUGAGAAACCCAGAAGUCCUGGCGGAGUUUCAGAAAUUAAACAUGCAAAAUCAUUUUCAAAUGAGAAUCUUAUGGUAGUUGGAAGCCCUGAACUCCGGAGAAAACUGUCCAGCCAUUUCCUCAGAAAAUCCUCGGCUCCUAGUUUGUUGGGAAGUGUUCCUGAUGAAAGUAGGAAUUCAAAGCUACAUGUACAACAUGCCAGAGACGAUGUGCCUCUUGUAUUUGUGUUCCCAAGUGAAAAGACCAAAGAAACUGAAGAUGGACAGCAUGGAGAGAAAGAAGGAGAUAAAGAAGGGGAGGAAGUGGAAGGAGGACAGAGCAGUGGAAAGGAAGAAGGAAAAGGAAGGUCAAGUAGGUUUGCCCGUUCUGUCAGGCGGGUGAAGAGCAUGAGAUUUUCAAGACGAGAAAAGAAAAGCCAUGACACAGAGGCUAACAAAGGGAAUAAUGAAGAUUCAGUGAAUGGGGAAGUUAAAGGGAUUGAAGACCAAGACAAAAGCCAAGUUAGUGUUAUUGUUAGCACAUCUCCAAGUGAAAACCCAGCCAACAAGGAAAUGGUCAGAGAACUAUCAAGCUUUAAAUUUUCAGGGCCAAGGCCCACAGAUGAACAUGGUCUUAGAAAGAGCAAAUCAGACCCAGCUUGUCCAGAUAUAUCCUUCAUGGCUUCCACCAACAAGCCAGCAGAUGUUGGCGAGGGAAAGAAGGUUUUCGCUGCCUUGAGACCUAAUAAUCGGCGGAACCCUAAAACCAUUCUCCCCUCGCCACCCACCAUGCCUUCGAGCCCACGCCAGGCAACAAACAGCAUUCAUGAAUAUGACCUGAUCAGUAUGGCGGAUAGCGGCUUCCCGGGUGUUCCAGCAACAAAAAGCGAUACAGAACAGGAUAAAGAACCCUUGAACACCACGAUAAUCAAGAAGGAAACUCCAGUGUAUGCCACCCUCUGCCCAUCAGAUGAGGAAGACGAGAGCAGCUCUGACGCAGAUCCUGCCAACCUCACGAACACCAAGUUCAACGACACCGCUCUUCCUGCACAACUUGCCAUGAACAAAAAAUUUGCCGAUCAUGUCUAUGAAGAUAUCGACAAGGUGAUGACAAAUGUUAAGAAACUCCAAGCAACCGUUAUAGGAGCCUAUCAAGUUUCGGAUCUUGCACAUCGAGAUAUAGAAACGGUUAAGCCUGUGGUUUAUGAUGAACCCCAGGCAAGUGGCAUUGACUCAUCUAAAUCAAUAUCUCCAUCGUACACACCGAGCAGGGAGAACUCCUGGAAUUCUGGCGGGGAUGGAGUGGUCAAGAAUCCUGCUGUCUCCCGCAACAACUGGGCCCAUCGGCUCCCAUCUGACAGUACCCCACAGAGCUAUGACGUACCCCAGACGGGUCCAACGGGAUCGCAGAAGUCCCUUCUUGGAUCAGAGAGAGGGGGGAGUACGCCUCAUAGUCCAACGACAGCUGUCCCUCCCCAAGAUGAUCAGAAUGUACCCCGUGGUUGGAGAAUGGAACAGACCAUAACAAGAGAUCCUGUUUUCAUCAAUGAGGUUACAUCAGAAAAGUGGUAUAAAGCAGUCCCAACUGAUGGGGAGCCUUACUAUUACAGUGAAGACAGGUCGCAAACACGGUGGGAUUUACCGGCAGUUGCCUCGUCUCCUCGUCAUCGAAUGGUAUCGGACGGAGUGGGUCGAGGAGAUGACCCGAAGGUUCCAAGUCAACAGCUCCGAGCAGGGAAAAUUUCACAAGGGCGCCCUCAUUCUUUUCACCCUCACUUACGGUCUUCCAGCCCGAGCCUCCCUUCCGAGAGCCGCUUAUUUGACAAAGAAGAAAUUAAGAGAAAAUUUAAUAAUAGGAUAAGUGUUUACGGCAACCCGAGUCCCUACGAUAUGGAGGUGAGGGAGAAAGAAGGCAUGCUGACGAUGAUGCUGAUGAAAGAUAGAGGGCGCCAGAAGAAAGGUCGGCCUGGGUACGCAGUCCUGGCAGGUUCACAACUCAAAUACUACAAGGAUCACAAGAACUUUGAGCGGGAUGCAAGCAACCCUGAAGUGAGCCUGAACUUAUGGAGAACAGAGGUUGGUUGGACAAGAAGCAGAACGCCAGGAAAGAAGCUAAUCUUUGAGUUGUCUACUGAUCAAGGUAUAUACCUAGUGCAAGGUGAAGAUGAGACAACAAGCCAGUCCUGGUAUGAAGCCAUUAAAGGAGCAGUAGCAGGUCGAACGGGGACAUCAACCAGUCCUGAUGAUAAUGAUGAUAACCUUUCACCUCUCACACCCAGCCCUGGAUUCUCUCCACCUAGCAAUGAUGUCCAUGCCAUGAAGAAGAACAACAGCAAAAUCAGAGGCAAACUCAAGAUUUUCUUCAACUCCAGACCCGAUAAGGAUGACCUCAGACGAAAGGGCAUCUUACAAGAGGAGAAUGUGUUUGGGAAGGACAUCAGGAAGCUGUGUGAGAAGGAGAGAUCUACUGUGCCGAACUUUGUCAACCAAUGCAUCAAGUAUAUCGACAGGAGAGGACUGGAGUGUGAUGGGAUAUACAGGGUCAGUGGGAAUCUAUCUCUCAUACAGAAAUUAAGAUUCCAAGUUGAUCAAGAGAAACCAGUAGAUCUAGACUCAACGCCAUGGAAAGAUGACAUUCAUGUUAUAACCGGCGCUCUCAAGCUCUACUUCAGGGAACUCCCCGAGCCUCUGUUCACCUUUAGUACAUUUGACAAGUUUAUUGCAUCAAUAACUCAAAUACCUAUUCUAGAUCAGAAGAUCCUGGCAUUCCGAGCCCUGUUUAGUGAGAUGCCUCGGGUAAAUCAAGAUACAAUCUUCACACUCUUCUCACAUCUCAAAAGGGUGAUGGAUAAUGUCCAGCACAACCGUAUGCCGGCCAAGAAUCUGGCGACGGUCUUCGGCCCGACCCUGAUGUGGCCCGAGAGAGAGAGUAUGAACAUGACCAUGGCUACCGUCUAUCAGAACCAAGUCAUGGAGUUUGUCUUAUUAGAGUUUGACAAUAUCUUUCGGUCAUGAGCUAUAACCCCAUAGACAUUGUUUUAUAGAACUGCACAGAAAACAGCAGGUGGGACUGCAACUAAGAGUCUGGCUAAACCUGGGCAUUGGACUACAGCAACAUUUGCUCAACUUCUGUCUCUCUCUGUACCUGAAGAUGUGUGUUAAAAUGAUCUUUAAAAAUAUGAAUCAAGUUGCUCACAUAUCAUCACACACUUGAUGAGAUAUGCAAGAGUUAUUUGGAAAUGUUAUCACCAUGUGUAUCAUGUUUGCAAAGUGACAUUAUCAGCUUUGUGACUUCAUGUGUUACCAAGUAAGCCCAAACCAUUUCAGAGAUGUUUGAGCAUCAUUAUGUAACAUUAUUCUUUGGCAUGGAAGUGUCUUUGAUGGAUAAUUCCAGAUCUUCCUCGAACCAGACAACUCACAUGAAGUAUAGCUGAGGCAGGACAAAAAGAUGACAUUGCCCAUGUAUCUGCAAGACAGAACUUCUAUUAAGUGUGCACAAAAGUGAAUGUAUGAUAAUACAUCCAUUUCAAUCGUCGAGGCUUUUGUAUGGUUAUAGAAUGUAUGUUUAUAGAAGGAGACCAAUUUACAGCAGCUUUUCAUGAAAUCAUGGAUUGGCUUUUGAUGGCUUUACUUACACAAAGCAUUCCGAUCUGUCCGUUCAUGACUGUUAUUUGCAAUGAUGGAUAUUGUUGAUGAAGUAUGAGAUCUGAUCACCACGCAUGGUCCAGAGAGCGGUUAGAACGCCUACAUCAAAGAAUGAAAGACCUUGUGUACAUCACUAGGAUAGCAUCUGGUUACCAGGUCCCACAUAGACCAUAGCAUGGUCCUGAGAGCGAAUGGAACGCAUAACUCUCAACGAAAGAAAUGCCUCGUGAACAUCCCUUAGAUGGCAUCUGGUUACCAGGGCUCACAUAGAUCAUAGCAUGGUCCGGAGAGCGAGUGGAACGCCUCACUGUCAACGAAAGAAAGACCUUGCGAACAUCCCUUUGAUGGCGUCUGGUUACCAGGUCUCACAUAGAUCAUUGCAUGGUCCUGAGAGCGAAUGGAACGCCUGUCAAUAAAAGAAAGAGCUUGCGAACAUCCCUUUGAUGGCGUCUGGGUACCAGGUCUCACAUAGAUCAUAGUAUGGUCCGGAGAGCGAGUGGAACGCCUAACUGUCAAUAAAAGAAAGACCUUGGGAACAUCCCUUAGAUGGCGUCCGGUUACCAGGGCUCACAUAGAUCAUAGCAUGGUCCUGAGAGCGAAUGGAACGCCUAAUUAUCAACGAAAGA
Messenger RNA from Lytechinus variegatus (green sea urchin), 5560 nucleotides. Its product is annotated as rho GTPase-activating protein 27-like. Gene Ontology annotation, biological process: regulation of GTPase activity; signal transduction. The record is from RefSeq and is a predicted model, not a curated record. Bases 1077 to 4304 code for a protein of 1075 amino acids. NCBI's taxonomy places the organism in Eukaryota, Metazoa, Echinodermata, Echinoidea, Temnopleuroida, Toxopneustidae. Gene Ontology annotation, cellular component: cytoplasm. Gene Ontology annotation, molecular function: protein binding. The transcript is spliced from 15 exons.